AUGGAGCGAAUGAAAGCUAUAGCACGCAGCUACGUAUUUUGGCCAAACAUCGAUGCGGACAUUGAAGAUUACGUUCGACGAUGCUCCCGUUGUGCAGCAGUAGCCAAGUGUCCCACAAAGACAACACUUUCAUCUUGGCCAAUUCCUACACAGCCAUGGUCUCGUAUCCAUGAGGACUAUGCCGGGCCAUACAAGGGCAAUUUUUUUCUGGUUAUCGUCGACGCUCUCACCAAGUGGCCAGAAAUAUAUUGCACGAACUCCAUGACAUCAUCCGUCACUAUAAACAAGCUUCUCGAAACCAUAGCAAGGUUUGGAUUACCAGAUGUUAUCGUGACUGACAACGGGACACAGUUUGAUUCAAAUUCCUUCGCAAAGUUUUGUGAAAAGAAUGGAAUAGAACAUAUUAAAAUUCCACCAUUUCAUCCUCAGUCGAACGGACAAGCCGAGCGGUUCGUCGAUACAUUGAAAAGGGCGUUAACAAAAAUGGAAUGUGAUGCAAUUGAAGAGGCACUUCAAACGUUUCUGUUCACGUACAGAUACACUCCAAACAAAUAUAUUGAAGAUUCAAAAUCACCUGCCGAAGCGAUGCUUGGAAGAAAAAUCAAAAUGAAUUUGGACCAUCUAAAAAAACAACAACCCAAGUCGUUACAGGUUAAUCACCAGCAAAAUUACCAAUUUAAUAGAUCUCAUGGAGCCAAAGAAAGGAUGUUUGCUGCCGGUGAUGAAGUAUACGCAGAAAUUCAUAUACGCAAUAAACGAUACUGGGCAGCUGGAAAGAUAAUCGAAAAAAAAGGAAGUGUGACGUACAACGUGUGCAGUGCCUAA
Messenger RNA from Armigeres subalbatus, 825 nucleotides. RefSeq lists its product as uncharacterized. Bases 1 to 825 code for a protein of 274 amino acids. Gene Ontology annotation, molecular function: nucleic acid binding. Gene Ontology annotation, biological process: DNA integration. NCBI's taxonomy places the organism in Eukaryota, Metazoa, Arthropoda, Insecta, Diptera, Culicidae. The record is from RefSeq and is a predicted model, not a curated record. The transcript has a single exon.